Molecule: messenger RNA, 3909 nt
Organism: Mycena indigotica
Lineage: Eukaryota; Fungi; Basidiomycota; Agaricomycetes; Agaricales; Mycenaceae
Exons: 11
Coding region: 1-3909 (1302 amino acids)
Biological process (GO): mitotic spindle assembly
Cellular component (GO): mitotic spindle; mitotic spindle midzone; microtubule organizing center
Molecular function (GO): microtubule binding
Source: RefSeq, a predicted model, not a curated record
AUGGCCUCAGACGACUCCCGAUUGGAAACACUCAUCAACCAGUGUCGAAGCAAUGACGUGGAUGUCAAAGUUGAUGCUCUCACUAAACUCCAAGCAGAACUCGAGUCAGGCAUUGAGAUAAAUGACCCUGACGGUCUCGUUCAAGUACUCAAAGCCUGUCUACGCACCUCUAACCAACAUCUCACAACCGCGACUUUGGCGACACUUCCUCCUUUGCUGCCUAUUCUCAUUGCACCAGCAUUGGCAGAUGCGCAACUCUCCACGUCUUCCAGCCAGCCCGCCUCCGUCGUGGAUUCAUUCACCCUUCGUCAGGUGUUGGUCGCGUUUUUGCCUGCUGGUGGUCUGAUUGAGCGGCUGGGAGACAAGGAACGAGCCCAAGUAAAGGCACGCGAGGCACUGAUUAUUCUGGGAGGGUUUGCCUUUCGCUCCGGAGCAUCUAGUUCAAUCGCGUCAAACCAAUCGAAGGGGAGCAAAGGGCCAGAAACGCCACUCAUGAUGUUUGAGAGACACAUACGGGAACUGGGCUUUGCGAGUAAGGUGUGGAAGGUCCGUGAACAAUGUCUGCUUACUCUCGUUCAUAUCCGACGAGCUCACCCUCAAUUCCCCAUUCGAGUCUAUCUCUCCCAACUCGUCGAUACGCUUGAAGACACUGAUGCUCACGUCCGUGAUUGUGCGCGUCAAUCUGUUAUUGAGCUUUUUUCGGGACCUAGCGUGUCUGAUGCAGCGCGUGCCGAUCUCAAGAAAGAAAUGACCAAAAAGAACGUCCGCAAAACCAUUGUCGACGGUGUGCUCUCCAAACUCAUGGGUCUCGGCGGCAGUGUGAGUGGAAGCAAUCCACAAAGUCGAGAGGGCUCUGAAAACGGCGAUACAACAAUGAAACCCAAAGAAUACGUUCCUCCCAGUAUGGCCUUGGCCGGUCGGCGACCGACGAAUGCCAAUUCAGUCAGUGGGCCGUCGCGGACUGCCAGCACCCACUCAACAAAUAUUUCUCGCCCUCCAAGUCGCGCUGCCGCAGUUGAGUCCCCAAGCGGAGCUGCCACGCCAACAACAGAUGGUAGUGAGGCUGUGAGACCGGUUUAUAUCGCCUCAAGCCGAGACUUGGAAAAUGAAUUCGCCGCCAUGCACAAACCUUUUGAUGGUAAAGAAACGGAGCAUAAUUGGGCAGAUCGAGACCGCGCUGUCUUACGAGUCCGAGGUAUGGUUAAGGGCGAAGUCCAUGUCCGCUUCGCCGACGCAUUUAUGGCCGGUUUGAAGGAGUUCAUGCCCAUGUCCCUGAAAACGUUGGUCAGUUUGCGCACCACAGUGGCAGUUAGCACUUGCUCUCUGUACGUGGAGCUCGUUGCUGCCCUGGGUUCUGCUCUCGAUCCGUUCUCCGAUCUUCUGUUCACAAAUCUGCUCAAGAUGGCAGGCUACACGAAGAAACUUACUGCCCAGCAUUCACAAGCAGCGGUUACUUCUCUUAUUGAACAAACAUCAACUCCGCCUCGCAUCCUUUUGCCUCUCAUUUGGACAUGCAUUCAGGAUAAAACCGUUCAGACAAGGUCAUAUGCCAUCAUACAUCUCAAACAGUAUCUUGAACUUCAUGGCCAACGGUCGAAACAUGGCAUUGAAAGUUCGGGUGGGUUGGACAUUCUGGAGAAAUCACUGAAAAAGACUCUGGGUGACGCCAACCCCGGCGUCAAAGAGUCCGCGCGGUUGUGCUUUUGGGUUUUCGACGGUAUAUGGCGGGAUCGUGGCCUUUUAAUUCUAGGCAGUCUGGAUGCAUCAGCAAGGAAACAACUGGAGAAGGCUUGCCCCAAUCCCGAUGUUGCCGCACAAGUUCUUCCGCCAACAACUCCCAAACCCGCAAAGAAGAGCAGUGUUGCAGCUGCUAUCGCUGCGAGUCGUGCAAAGGCAAAGGCUAUUGCAACGGCACCACCAACCCUCCGCCAUCAGGCUACUUCGACUUCCCAUACUGGACCUGUUCGAAGGCCGGUUUCUCCCAAUGUUUCACCAAGAAAUUCAAUGGUUGCGCGUCCAUCAUCUCCCCUGCGAAUGUCAACUACUUCAACGUCAUCACCAUCUUCGCCACCUCGUACUUCCCCUCCUCCCCCGCAACGAUCCAGAAUCGUAUCAAACGGAAUUUCGCGUUCGAUCAGUGCGGAGGCUGUUGUCGGUUCCACAUCUGGCCCUCCAUCCCCUCCUUCUCCAUCAGACAGCAAUUUCCGUCGAAGGACUUCGUCUCCUUUGGCGUCUGGUGUCGGUGCUUCGGCACGAGCUUCGACCAUUCGUAAAGCAAUACGGGGUACAUCACCUGGCUCACCCGUUGAUGCAACUUCCUCGACACCCAGAAACGGUGUUGCGCGGAAUUCGGCUGUCCCGGUAAACGUCAGACAUUCUACUCUGUUUGCACAACCCUCCCUGGACGAUGAGUCUUUGCUUCUGGCUCAGACUGUGCCAAUCCCACACAGCGAUAGCGAUUCAGAGAGUAUGGACCAGAAUCUGCUAUCUUUCUCCGCAGCGUUUGAGAAAUUCGGCUCUCCCCCAGCUCGACAAAGUGCAUCACAGAAAUCGCCUGAAAUUUCUAAUGCGUUGUCCUCUGGCUCCAUGGACACAAACGCUGGACAACCUGUCGUAGAGGAUGCAUUGAGGGCACGUGCUGAGCAGGCCGAAAGCGCUGCGGAAAGACUACUGGAAUUGGUCGAUUCCGACGACGAGAACAUGAAUCAUUCGACGAUUCCCAGCUCACUCCUUGUGGGUACUUCAGCCGCCAAGCCCAAGUCAAAACCGACGCCGCUUCCUGUCAAGCAAAUCCAGGCCAAAGCGCCUGCUACACCGCUGAAUAGAACAGCGGCGGUGAUGAAGCAAGCGGCUCUAUUCCAAAAUAGCCCAGCCGGCGCGCAAAACUCGACCUCUCUGAUGGACGUGUUGGAAGAGCAACAUCACCAGACGGGUUGGUGGUUGAAGCGGAAGAAAUUGAUCACUCAAAGCACUCCCUUUAGACCCAUUGGUGAAGGCGACCGAAGCCAAGAGCUUCAAGGCUACAUUCAAGCGCUGGAGAAUUCAGGCGAUGUCCAUACUCUCCAAAAGAUCGCUCUUCUUGCAGUCGAGAACCCCGUCAGCGAUGCAGCAGCUUCACCGCUAAGUCCCGAGUUCGCAUUGCCCACCAGUCCUUCACCGUUCGUCAACGCAUCACAUUCUCUGCCUUCACUACACACGGAUAUGUGGUCCAAGAACAAAAACUUCGAUCGACUGUUCAAUGCUCUCUUAGCCUUUUUGCAGCCUGAAAAGAGCGAAGAAGAGCUCGAGUAUGGGCUGAUUGCUCUUUGGGAAUUACUCGAGAACCAAGCCACCUACGUGGAGGGUCGCGAAGGCGAGGUUUUCUCGCUAUUACUCCGCAUGCGUUACUGCACCCACCAUAAUGUUCUGGAGGCAACAAACACAGUUCGCGACAUGCUUGUGACGCGAAUCGAGCCAGUGUAUGGUCUGACGACGAUUCAUGCGAGUCUACGGGCGUUCCAUGCCGAGGCUUGCCCUCCAGGUAUCGCAGAAGAGGUCAAGACUGCUACCUACGCAUUCGGGCUCAUCGCUCUCGGCAAGUUUAUUCUGCGUCUCCCUGCAGAGGUUGCUGAAGAGGAACUGCCUCGGCUGAAGCCAACUCUUAUUUCGGCACUCAAUAACCAGUCGUCCCUCGUCACUCGAGAGUCUGCCGCGACUGUUAUCAUUGCUGCUCAACUAGCACUGAGGGACGAGACGCAUUUGUUCACGUUACUGGACGGGCUGGAGGACAGUCAGAAGAACUUGCUGACAUAUCUCUUCUCGAAGCACGGCGCACGUGCAGAGGGAAACUCUACGGGGGCAUCCCGGCUGGAGAAGGAGAUGCGGAGACUAGACAUUAGAACGAAUACGCCGGCACGACCUCAGACAUGA